UGUUUUCAGGAAGAUGAUAUAAUGUAUUUAAAGUGCUUGGAAAACUUUAAAGUGCUAUGUAAGCUUAUUUAUUAUGAGGAUUAUUUUAUUGUUUUAGCUUUCAUCUCUGAGCAGGUGUUUCUUUUGUACUGAAGCAGACAGCUCUUCAUGGAUUUCUAUUGGAUGAAAAAGUUCUUCAUUUGGUCUGAACCUAGUUAAAUUGAUUCUUGGAUAAGCAACAUGGGUACUAUGGGCUGUGAAAACAUUUUGCUGAUGAUGUUCAUGCUUUCAGAUAUGCUUUCAGUAGUGUCUGCCACAGAAAUAAAAAUCGAGGCAUUUUUCAAUAAGACCGCAAAGCUGCCGUGUAAUUUCAAGAAUCCUCAAAACAGCAGCCCGGAAGAAUUGGUUAUAUUUUGGCAAGGUCACAAAGACGAUGUUCUGUAUGAAUUCUAUCGUGGAAAAGAGAACCUGAUGUAUGUUCAUUCCAACUACAUUAAUCGAACCAAGUUAAACCCAAAUACUUGGAUUUUACAGCUCCAGAAUGUUCAGAUUAUGGAUCAGGGCAUGUAUACAUGCUUUGUCCAACAUUAUGGGUCCAAAGGACCAGUUGUCAUCCAUCAAUUUUCUUUUCAGCUGUCUGUCCUUGCCCCUUUCAGUAAACCCGAAAUAAUACAACUGGACAACAAAACUGCAGAAAUUGGAGAUGUAUUGAACUUUUCCUGUUCUGCUAACCAAGGCUAUCCAAAGCCUCAGAAGAUGUAUUGGAAAAUAGAAACUAAAAAUUCAACCAAGUAUCUUGGAGAUAUGUAUGUGUUCCAAGAUAAUACCAACCAACUCUACAAUGUUACCACUAUCUUGUCUUUGCUCAUUAAUGAUACUUCUCCCUGGAUAAAUAUCACCUGCUUGAUACAGACACAGGAGUCAAUGGAACCCCUUGCCUCUGAGACUAUGCACUUAAAGACACAACCAAAAGAAAACCCAGAUAGCAGUUUCCUGAUUCCUGGACUAGUAAUAGCAGGUGCCAUAAGUGCGGUUCUGUGUAUCUUCAUAUUAAUUGGGAGAAAUGCCUGCUGUGCUACAAGAGAAGCUCCCAAUGUGAAAGCAGAAAAUACUGAACAUCCUAAAGAAAGAGAUGAAGCUUUGGAACCAAUGAACCAUGGAUCAUGUGAAAAGACAGAAGACAGAUGAUAUCUACUUUUAUAUUCUUUUUAAAAUGUUAUUUUAAACAUAAAUAUAAAAUAAAUGAAAAAAAUCACUAUAUAACAAAACAUAAAAAAUUCAAACAAUAAUAACGAAUUCUCAUUUUAGGAAAGCCUAUAUAAUAAAUAUAA
Antechinus flavipes (yellow-footed antechinus) is the source of this 1310-nucleotide messenger RNA. It is a transcript of the gene CD86, whose product is annotated as CD86 molecule. Bases 220 to 1167 code for a protein of 315 amino acids. NCBI's taxonomy places the organism in Eukaryota, Metazoa, Chordata, Mammalia, Dasyuromorphia, Dasyuridae. The record is from RefSeq and is a predicted model, not a curated record. Gene Ontology annotation, cellular component: external side of plasma membrane. Gene Ontology annotation, biological process: positive regulation of T cell proliferation; cellular response to lipopolysaccharide; negative regulation of T cell proliferation. The transcript has 7 exons.